Molecule: messenger RNA, 5527 nt
Organism: Marmota monax (woodchuck)
Lineage: Eukaryota; Metazoa; Chordata; Mammalia; Rodentia; Sciuridae
Gene: Zfat
Product: zinc finger and AT-hook domain containing
Exons: 15
Coding region: 1394-4954 (1186 amino acids)
Biological process (GO): regulation of DNA-templated transcription
Molecular function (GO): RNA polymerase II cis-regulatory region sequence-specific DNA binding; DNA-binding transcription factor activity, RNA polymerase II-specific
Source: RefSeq, a predicted model, not a curated record
CAGCCAGCCUCUUGUGAAGAGGCCCAGUGUGUGGCGGUCCAGGCCCCGUCUUAGGAAUCGUCAGCCACACUGAUAAUCCAGGUGCUCUUUCCUGGGAAUAUUCAGACUGGCAUUUCUAAACAGGCUGGCUUAUUGAUGAUCUGUCAACAAUGUUAACAAGCAGAGACUCCAGACAAAAAAAUGUUUGGUUAAUAAGUCCCUCAGGCCUGCUCCCAGGGUGCUUGAGAGGAUGCAGUUGUUGAGGAGUUAGGAAGUUCUGCUAGGUACUGUCAGUGGCAUAGGAGAGAAGCUAAGGGAAUCCAGCCCCUGAAACUGGCGCUCAGGAGAGCAGUCAGUACUGGUGGCAUCAGCAUUGAUGGCGCCUUGGUGGUGUUUCUCGAGGUGGGCACGUCUACCUCUCCCCACUCAGAGGAAGCAGGAGUGAGCUGGCCAGUCCUAAACAAUCACAUCUCAAGCUGCUGCUUGUGUUCCAAACUCUGCUUUGAGUAAAAAAAGAGGAAGAAGGUUUCUGUGGGACAGGAAGAUUCAGCAUCUCCCACGUGCCAGGGCCUCCAGUGCCUCCUGGUGCCUGCUGUGGGUCGGGUGGGCAAGGCCUAGAGUCCUGCCCAGAGAGAUGCCAUUUAUGUCCCCAGGACCUCCCCUGCUGGUCUGUGAAGAGUGCAGCUCCCAGGGAACCCAGAUCUUUAGUCACCAACCUGGAGCCUUUGGGUGCCUGCCUCGGGUUGAACAUGAUGAACUCAGAACAUGGCUUCUUUCUUCUGUCUCGUGUGUACGGCAGAGGGAAGCCUCCUGGUUAGCAGGGAAGAGCUUUGAGGCUGGCUCUUGACAAAGCUGUGAGUCCCAUCUUUAUUCAGAUUUACUUAUUAAGAUUUUCUUCUUAACACAAGACAUGAAUAGAAAAUAAUUCUACAUUUUUUAUUUCUUUUAUGAGUAAGGAAUGGAUAAAGGAUAAUAAGGCAGAUAGAAUUUCACAGAGUUACUUGUAGGUGUGUUCUGGGUGCAUCCCCUCCUCACGGGUCCUGGUGACGGACAUCGCCGUCCACUCAGGACCCCCUCCCUUCCUGGUGGUCUGCCCCCUCUCCUCACUGCAGUAGCCCCACAGGCCUCUCCUUCUCUCAGGACCUUCCGGCUGCUGGGGCAGCAGCAAUCUGUGGAAGGUAAAGCCACCUGUGCCUGGGAAGCCCCUGGCGGGUGUCUGCCUGUCUCUCUCCUGCAGGUUACUGGGGCCUGUCCACUGUGGGAGCUCCUCGAGGCUCUGUGUGGGUUGGUGGCCCUUCUCUGGGCUUCUGGGACCCCACGCCUUCCCGGCUGUACGUACCCUGUCAUUUUUUCAAGGAGAAGCUUUGGCCUGCUGUCUGAUUUUCCACACAGCGUAAGGUUGCCUGGACUGGCCAUGUUGUCUCGUGUGUCAGAACUUGGCUCCUUCCAGGAGUUUUUGGUCAUGAAGAGGAAGAGAGGCAGGCCUAAGGGGUCCACAAAGAAGCCCAGUGCUGAAGAGGAGCUGGUGGAAAACUUUGUGAACCCUAGCGACGAGGGUCCACUGGCUCCAGAGGAAGGGGCUGGCUUGACCCCGAGCAGCCUGGAGUGUGGCAAGUGCUGUCGGAAGUUCUCCAACACGCGCCAGCUGCGGAAGCACAUCUGCAUCAUUGUGCUGAAUUUGGGUGAGGAGGAAGGAGAAGCAGGUAAUGAGUCGGAUAUUGAACUAGAAAAGAAGUAUAAAGACGAUGAUCGAGAAAAGGGCCCGAAAAGACCUCGGGCGCAGAAAACAGAGAAGGUCCAGAAGAUCUCAGGAAAGGAGGCGGGACAGCUUUCUGGAGCCAAGAAACCCAUCAUCAGUGUGGUUCUAACUGCUCACGAAGCCAUUCCAGGUGCUACCAAGAUCAUUCCAGUGGAGGCGGGGCCUCCGGAAACAGGAGCAGCAAAUCCCGAUACCACUGCGGCAGAUCUGGUGCCUCGGAGAGGGUACCAGGAAUACGCCAUUCAGCAGACCCCCUAUGAGCAACCCAUGAAGUCAAGCAGGCUAGGUCCCACCCAGCUGAAAAUCUUCACUUGUGAGUACUGCAACAAGGUCUUCAAGUUCAAGCACUCAUUACAGGCCCACCUGAGGAUCCACACCAAUGAGAAGCCAUACAAGUGCCCCCAGUGCAGCUAUGCCAGUGCCAUCAAGGCCAACCUCAACGUGCACCUGCGCAAGCACACCGGGGAGAAGUUUGCUUGUGAUUACUGCUCUUUCACUUGCCUCAGCAAGGGCCACCUCAAGGUGCACAUCGAGCGGGUGCACAAGAAGAUCAAGCAGCACUGCCGUUUCUGCAAGAAGAAGUACUCCGAUGUCAAGAACCUCAUCAAGCACAUCCGGGACACACAUGAUCCACAGGACAAGAAGGUCAAGGAGGCCUUGGACGAGCUCCGCCUGAUGACCAGGGAAGGCAAGCGGCAGCUGCUGUAUGAUUGCCACAUCUGUGAGCGCAAAUUCAAGAACGAGCUGGACCGUGAUCGCCACAUGCUGGUCCAUGGUGACAAGUGGCCCUUUGCUUGUGAGCUUUGUGGCCAUGGGGCCACCAAGUACCAGGCUCUGGAGCUGCAUGUCAGGAAGCACCCCUUUGUGUACGUCUGUGCCAUCUGCCUCAAGAAGUUCGUCAGCUCGAUCAGGCUGCGCUCCCACAUCAAAGAGGUGCACGGGCCAGCCCAGGAAGCCUUGGUUUUCACCAGCUCCAUCAACCAGAGUUUCUGCCUCCUGGAACCCGGGGGAGACAUCCAACAGGAAGCCUUGGCAGACCAGCUGCAGCUCGUGGAGGAGGAGUGUGUGUGCCAGGGGAUGGAUGUGCUCAAGGAGGAGACCUGUCCUGAGGCUGCUCAGCAGGAUGAGGGGCAAAAGGAACUGGAAGUUCCUGUUCAAAUGCCUGUGCCCUUGGCCCCCACUCAGGUGGAAAGUACUGCCCUGUCUCCCUGUGAACUGGAAACCACGGUGGUCACAUCAGAUUUGCAUUCUCUAGCUGUGGUUUCAGAUGAUUUUUUGUUGAAAAAUGAUGCCUCCUCUACUGAGGCUGCUGCUGCUGCUGCUGAGACAACCCUGGAUCCCCAGCAUGGAGGCUCAGCCCAGACUCAGGGGCAAGAAAUCACACUAUUGCUGCCCAAGGCCAAAAAUGUAGGACCCACUCAGGAGACCGAGAGUGCUGAGAGCCCACCAAGCGAGGGCCAGAAGGCAGCUGUACUUCCAGCCAGUGAACCAGAUCCUAGCAGAUGUCUCAGGUCAAACCCUGCUGAGGCUGCAGACCUCCUUCCUCAGGCGGCCGAUAGUCGGGACAUCAUGUGUUGUCCUGACUCUUGCAAACCUGCCUCUGAGCACCGGCCUGGCAGCACUGCAUUCAUGAAGGUGUUGGACAGUUUGCAGAAGAAGCAAAUGAACACUGGCUUGUGUGAGAGGAUCCGGAAGGUUUAUGGAGACCUGGAGUGUGAAUACUGUGGCAAACUUUUUUGGUACCAAGUGCAUUUUGACAUGCAUGUCCGCACCCACACCCGGGAACAUCUGUAUUAUUGCUCCCAGUGUCAUUAUUCUUCCAUCACCAAAAACUGCCUUAAACGCCAUGUAAUUCAGAAACACAGUAACAUCUUGCUGAAGUGUCCCACUGACGGCUGUGACUACUCGACUCCAGAUAAAUAUAAGCUACAGGCACAUCUUAAAGUUCACACAGAGCUGGACAAAAGGAGUUAUUCUUGUCCUGUGUGUGAAAAGUCUUUUUCAGAAGAUCGAUUGAUAAAGUCACACAUCAAGACCAACCAUCCUGAGGUCUCCAUGAACACCAUUUCUGAGGUUCUUGGGAGGAGGGUCCAGCUGAAGGGGCUCAUUGGAAAGAGAGCUAUGAAGUGCCCGUAUUGUGAUUUCUACUUCAUGAAGAAUGGCUCAGACCUUCAGCGUCAUAUUUGGGCUCAUGAAGGUGUGAAGCCCUUCAAAUGUUCUUUAUGUGAGUAUGCAACUCGUAGCAAGAGCAACCUGAAGGCUCACAUGAAUCGUCACAGCACUGAGAAGACCCACCUGUGUGACAUGUGUGGCAAGAAAUUCAAAUCCAAAGGAACACUGAAGAGCCACAAGCUACUUCACACUGCUGAUGGGAAGCAGUUCAAGUGCACAGUGUGUGACUACACGGCAGCCCAGAAGCCACAGCUGCUGCGGCACAUGGAGCAGCAUGCCUCCUUCAAGCCUUUCCGCUGUGCUCACUGCCAUUACUCCUGCAACAUCUCUGGUUCGCUGAAGCGGCACUACAACAGGAAGCACCCCAACGAAGAGUACGCCAAUGCGGGCAGCGGGGAGCUGGCAGCAGAAGCACUCAUCCAGCAAGGUGGUUUGAAAUGCCCCGUGUGCAGCUUUGUGUAUGGCACCAAAUGGGAGUUCAACAGGCACUUGAAGAACAAACACGGCUUGAAGGUGGUGGAAAUUGAUGGAGACCCCAAGUGGGAGCCAGCAACAGAAACAUCUGAGGAGCCCUCCACCCAGUAUCUCCACAUCACAGAGGCCGAAGAAGAUGUUCAGGGGACGCAGGCAGCUGUGGCUGCACUCCAGGACCUGAGAUACACCUCUGAGAAUGGUGACCGGCUUGACCCCACGGCCGUGAACAUCCUGCAGCAGAUCAUCGAGCUGGGCAGCGAGACGCACGACGCCACCGCCGUUGCCUCUGUGGUUGCCAUGGCACCUGGGACAGUGACUGUGGUGAAGCAGGUCACCGACGAGGAGCCCAGCUCCAACCACACGGUCAUGAUUCAGGAGACCCUCCAGCAAGCCUCUGUGGAGCUGGCUGAGCAGCACCACCUGGUGGUGUCCUCCGAUGACGUGGAGGGCAUCGAGACAGUGACAGUGUACACCCAGGGCGGGGAGGCCUCGGAGUUCAUAGUCUACGUGCAGGAGGCCAUGCCACCCGUGGAGGAGCAAGCCGAGGAGCAACCUGCCCAGGAGCUCUAGGGGCACCAGCAUCACACAGCAGAGCGGCCCUCCCUCUACACUCCUGUCAGUGGCCAGACAGGACCCUCCUGGUCCUCCUUGGGAUGGUCAGGGCGACUGCAUCACCAGCAACCCAGGAGCCCGUUUCCUGGCACAGGUGCCCCUGACCCUGCAGCGUCUGCUUUGGAAGGACGUGCAUCAGUGCACCUGCCUCGUCGCCCCUUGCUUCAAGUUCCAGGGACUCUGUCCCCUUCAGCAUCUUUCCCAGUCACAUCCCAGUCCUCAGCCCCCAUCUAGGUGCCCGUCCACAUCUGGCCCCGAUGUGCAGUCUGGGGGAAGGAAGACGGCCACCACACAGCAAGUGACCUUACGGUCUUGAGUCCCCACUGGGCGGGUGGGUGGGAUUGUCCUGGUGCUCUCCAGAGCCCUACUGUCCUCACGUGUGGGCGCUCGUGGUCACGUGGAAUAGCCACCACCCCUCACAGGGCCCAGCUUACCAUCUUGAGAUUCCUUUGCUUUUAGGAAAAAUGCACUUUUACUCUUCACCUGCCGUUGUGAGGCGGCGAGGUGGAUGGAAUAAAAGCAUUCCCUGCC